Molecule: messenger RNA, 904 nt
Organism: Mycena citricolor
Lineage: Eukaryota; Fungi; Basidiomycota; Agaricomycetes; Agaricales; Mycenaceae
Source: the annotation of a GenBank genome assembly
GCAAAGAUUAGGUUUACUUGAGCUUUGGUCGCGUUUUCGGUGCUGCUAUUAGUCACAGCCCCCGUCUCAGAUAAGUCUCACAAGGGUGUCUGUCCAAUCUCCCGUUCUCUGCAGCGGAGCGCAUCACAAGAGUACAAAUUGCAAAUUCGCAAGUCCACGAGGCGUUUCAGCCAUUAUCACGGGGGUGGCUCUGCACGGGCUGCACCCGCUACUCUGUGUUGAAACUCUCGAGAGCUGUAUGAUACAUGACGUGUGUCGAGCAGCCGAGUGAUCUGAAUACUCAUCCGUGAUGUUUGGAGGGGGGGUCGGUAUAAUCGUAUCUACUAUCACACAGCCUUGAUGUAGCCGAACUCGUAUGAAAGUCGUGCUGCAGGACAGGGCAGAGGGACAUCGAGGUAUCGAAUCAUUCCUGCGCUCUGGUCAUUCUCAAUGCCUGCCGCGUCGUCCCUCUCCGCCACCGCCGUGUCCUCCUCGGCGUCUGCAACAGCCACCCUCCCUGCCGGCUGCUCCCUAAGCUCAUUCAACGGCGGGGUAACGCUCAGCUCCGACUUCGAAGGCUGCACCACCUCGACCCUCUUCGGCCUGGACUCGUGCUGCGCUGCCGCGGGCAGCAUACCCGCGUUCGUCAACAACACGUGCGGCUGUCCGCUCGACAAGGUCGCGUCGGCCAAGGAUGCCCGCGACGCGUUCACGAGCUGCACCGCGAAGCUCAACCUCACGUCCGGGUGCGGAGGGUACCCGCUCCCGAGCGCCACUCCGAAAGGCGGCGCUGUGGGACGGGAGGCAGGCGUGCGGUUUGCGUGGGUCUGGGUCGUGUUGCUUUCGGCCUUGAUAGGGGGUGCUUAUGUUGUGUGAAUCGACGGGUUCACGAUUGAUAGUGGAGUUUUUUUAGUGCAGUCGCCCG